This is a messenger RNA of Maniola jurtina (meadow brown), 1487 nucleotides long. Its product is annotated as hemicentin-2-like. The record is from RefSeq and is a predicted model, not a curated record. Bases 434 to 1327 code for a protein of 297 amino acids. NCBI's taxonomy places the organism in Eukaryota, Metazoa, Arthropoda, Insecta, Lepidoptera, Nymphalidae. Gene Ontology annotation, biological process: synapse organization. Gene Ontology annotation, cellular component: neuron projection membrane. The transcript has 8 exons.
GCCGAGGGCGGCGGACGUGUGUGACGCGCGCGAGCCCCACGUUGGGCGCCAUUCGACGACGUGCCGAAACCCAUCGAACCUGUGAUCUGAGUUUUGUUGUGAAUUGUGAAAACAUUGAGUGACGUGCUGUUUAUAACCCUCAAUCGAUAAAACAAAAAAUAUUAAAAAAUCUUGGUAUAAAAAAAAAACUAAAAAUUUAAGUAAAUAGUAACUUGGUGAGCGAAUUCGGUGCAAGUUCCGAUAUCUGAUAACGCUCAGUGAAGUGACACGUGACGGGCUCUGCUGGAACUUUGGAAAAGUACUUUUUCUUGCUCGUGAUAUUGCAGCACUUCGUUAUAUAAAGCAUAACCAAUACCGAGGAUGUGAGACACCAGCGCGACGAUGAAAACCAGGAGGUCUAGAAGCAAGGGCACGGGAUGAGAGAGUAGCCACCAUGACCACCAAGAUGCUUCUGUCCCUGCUUCUGCACUGCUUCUACGUCACCACUGCUUCGAUGCCUGGUGGAGGUCUAGGAGCCCUGCCAGGUGUUGGAGGGAGUGGCGAGUUGAGGCCGGAGCGGCCGUACUUUGACGACGUGUCGCCCAGAAACGUGUCCUCCGUCGUCGGCCAGUCGGCGAUACUGAGGUGCAGAGCGAAGCACAUAGGGAACAGAACAGUGUCAUGGAUGAGGAAACGAGACCUGCACAUACUGACAUCCCACAUCUUCACGUACACCGGCGACGCGCGGUUCAGCGUGCUGCACCCCGAGCCGUCGGACGACUGGGACCUCAAGAUAGACUACGUGCAGCCGCGGGACGCGGGCGUGUACGAGUGCCAGAUCAAUACCGAGCCCAAAAUCAAUAUGGCCGUCGUGUUGAGCGUUGAAGAUGAGUCCCUCACUCCCGCGCCCCAGCCGCCGGUCCGAUCCUCAGCGGCGGCUGCAACUAUAUGGGGCUCGCAGGAUGUGUACGUGAAGAAAGGCAGCACGAUAUCUCUGACGUGCUCAGUGAAUGUUCACUCGUCACCGCCUUCGAGUGCUUCUGUUUUAUGGUACCACGGCAGUGCAGUGGUAGACUUCGACUCUCCUCGGGGAGGCAUCAGCCUCGAGACGGAGAAGACGGAAGGCGGCACCACCAGCAAGCUGCUGGUCACCAAGGCCGCGCUGACUGACUCCGGGAACUACACCUGCGUUCCCAACAACGCGCAUCCUGCAUCUGUCUCCGUUCAUGUGUUAAACGGAGAGCACCCAGCGGCGAUGCAGACCAGCAACCGCGCGUCCUCGUACCUCACCUCCCAGCUGAGCUGCGCGGCGCUCACCUACCUCCUGUCGUCCAUGGCCUGCAGAUGAUCGCCCUGAGCCGCGCGACUGUUGAUACCAUAAGUUCUUGUAUAAGUCUGUUAAAGUUAGCCGUUAACAUUCGCUCUAUUCAUCCUCAUUGAUGACAGUUCUUCGGGUCAUAUUGCGAUUGAAUUUACUACCUUUGUUAUUUUAUUUUUUAAGUAUAAAG